Diaporthe batatas is the source of this 2202-nucleotide messenger RNA. RefSeq lists its product as uncharacterized. The transcript has 2 exons. Gene Ontology annotation, molecular function: protein binding. The coding region runs from base 1 to 2202 and encodes 733 amino acids. NCBI's taxonomy places the organism in Eukaryota, Fungi, Ascomycota, Sordariomycetes, Diaporthales, Diaporthaceae. The record is from RefSeq and is a predicted model, not a curated record.
AUGUCAGAAACAACUGGUAUCAUACCGGGAAUAGAAAGCCGCAUGAGGGCAGCAAGGGCCUCGUUUUCUGAAUGCUCCAUCGAAAAAUACACGUACACAAGUCUUUCAGAUCCAUCGACUGAGAUAAGGCUCCUCGACAUACUUCCAGGGGCCAAAGAAGAUCCAAUCAUUGUGCAGAUUGACCAUGCGCGACUCGCUGAUUGUGGGAGCCCUACCAAGCUUGACCUUUCACAGAAGUCGGUGGACAACAUCAAUGAAUCACUCCCAACUGGCUGGGUGGCCUUCGUCACCUGGAGCGACCGCGUCAUAUAUUUCAACAAAGAAUUAGGGGCGUCAACAUGGCAAAACCCUGCCGCGAGGGAUUCUACGAGUUCGCCAGAUAAGAUGGUCAUUCCAAACCCGGACAGAAGCGCACAUAUUCCCCACUACGAAGCUCUUUCUUACGCCUGGGGCUUUACGGAGAGUCGCAAUGUCAUAUACGUACAGUGUCCCGAUGGUGAUCAUAGGAAGAUUCUGGUCACGGAGAACCUAGCACUGGCUCUGCGGGAUCUGCGUUUCACAGCGGCAAGAAGAAGACUGUGGAUAGACGCCAUCUGUAUCAACCAGGAAGACAUAAAGGAGAGAAGCGCACAGGUCCAGAUAAUGACUUCCAUCUAUAGGCUCGCUCAUAAAGUCGUGGUAUGGCUCGGGCCGGCCUCAGACUCGAGCAGCCUAGCGAUGUCGACGCUGGAGUAUCUCGGCGAGCAGGUCGAGAUCUCCCGCGAGGGACAUGUUAUACCCACCCCGCAGGCGUUUGAGAAAGACUGGUACAGAAACGAUGCUGUCAUACCGUACAAGACAAAGACGUGGGAUGCCGUGAUGGAGCUGUGCCAGAGGCCCUACUUCACCAGAGUGUGGAUCAUACAGGAGCUACACCUCUCCAACCAUUGCACCAUUGUCCAAUGCGGGAGCGACUCCGUGACCUGGGUGAACUUGCGCAAAGCUAUAAAAUGUUUUCCUACGAAGAGAAGCUUUCCGUAUACGGGGGACAGAGACGCAACGGCAGUGGUUAGGCAACUGGCAGACUACGACCCACGAGGGCCCUACAGCAAAUUGACGCGUGCAGUACAAAGCCGUAGCUGCUCAAAUGAUCGGGACAGAGUCUACGGCCUUCUAGGGUUGAUGCCAGAAGGUCUGAGGGAUAGGAUCACCCCUAAUUACGAGAUGACUGUCGGCGAGGUGUACAGGCAGGAGACGGUUGCGCAGAUUGAAUUUUUCCAGCGCCUGCAUGUUCUCUGUGAAUGCGGGCCCCAUCGUGCUAUCGACGGACCGUCAUGGGUCCCCAACUUGGCUUCACGUCAACUGUCAAUAUUCCCUGUUCGCUCCGCAGCAGGAAUCUCGAGAUGCUAUGUCGCCUUUGACAACCCCAACGUCGCAGAAGUUUCUGGACUGCAAGCGGGGACGGUCGUUUCCGUUCAGGAAAAAGGGCACUGGGAAUUCGGGAAAGGAAUCGAACACAGCAAGAGCUGGGCUUAUCAGGCUCUCGAUCGUGACGUGUACUGCCUCACCUUGUGUGGGAUGUUCGUCAGGGAAAGGUGGCACGAAGAUCCGAACAUGAUUCAUUACCUCGACCCUCUCGUGAGCCUUGAGGAAUGGAAACGUUUCUACUUUGGAGAUGUUGGGGGUACGGGCAACAGCGGCCAGUCUAUUGCGCCCGUCUUCUUGAAGCAUGUCGAGCGGUGCAUCUGGGCAAGAACGCUGUUCACCAUGGGCGACGGACGAAUUGGUCUGGGCCCAGAGGCAAUGAAGAAUGGAGAUUCCGUGUGCGUUUUCCUAGGCUGCGACUCACCAAUCAUACUCAGACAGCAGAGCGAUGGAACCUACCAGGUCGUAGGCGAGGCGUUUGUCUACGCUUUACUUGACGCCCAGGCCCUGCUGGGCCCACUGCCAGAGCCUUGGUUUCCAGUGCAAAAGAGUUCAAUGGGUCGGCCUUUGUAUUGGUUUCUGAACCGGGAGACAGGCGAGAUGACCCAAAAUGAUCCUCGAUUGGGCCCGCUGAUCGGAUGGGAGAGGCUCGAUGUCGAGAUGGGGGCAGAUGACCCACGGACCUGCCAGAAGUACAGGAAUAUUGAAACUGGCCAGGUCAUCAACUUUGAUCCAAGAAUGUCAUUAGACACACUGAAAGCUAGAGGGGUGAAACUGAGGACCUUCGCAUUAUCUUAA